AUGUAUCGCCGAAAUUCACCUAACGGUUUCUGUUCAUCUAAUCCUUCUACUAAUAGUCAUUCAACAUUUUAUCACGGAGCUAUGUGGGGUGACAACGAAUUUCGUGCUAACUCAGCAAUGUACGAGAAUUUAAAUUCUCCAGGGGUGAACAACAGCAAUAGUCAGUAUUCACCAUCGGCAGGAAUGAUGUGUCAGCCACCCAACAACAUCAACAACAACUACCACAACAACCACAAUAGUAGCAACCACCCCCAUCAACUGAUAUAUCCACAUUACAAUUCUUUAAAAAUAAACAAAAAUGAAAAGUAUUUAAUUAAUCAGGCACUCGGUGAAUCAAAAACACUCGGACGGUACAGCAAUACAAACAGUUAUCCUAAGAGCUUAACUAACAGUUUUGCUAAUAUAAACCUUGCCAGUGACGGCAAAAAUAAUUUUAAAAGUGAACAUUGUUUGAAUUGGUUAGAAAACACUGAAAAUAUAGACUCUAUUGAAAGUCAUAUGAAAGAGAUAGAUACAAAUAUAAAGUUGUUAACCUGGAAAAUGAAACAUCUGGAAAAUUUAAAAUUGCAAAAGAGCACAAUGACCAAACAGAUGGACACGUCAGAUAGUCACCAAUCCGACUCUCCCCCACCACUGAGUGAUUUUCUGAAACCUGAGUUAUCGAUCAUGUCAACAGAUGAUGGAUUUGAAAGUGUGGCUGAUGCAAGCAACAAUGCAUCCAGAUUGCAGAUAUCGAAUUUGGAGAGUCAAUUACGGAAACAAGAGCUGACGAUGAAGAUGUACGAAGCCAUGCUGAACAAAUCAAAAGAACAGGUCAAUCUCAUGAAAAGCCAAUUCAAGUGUAGUAAGAUCAGCCUAAUGUCUUUGUACAAAAAAUAG
Helobdella robusta is the source of this 879-nucleotide messenger RNA. RefSeq lists its product as hypothetical. The record is from RefSeq and is a predicted model, not a curated record. Bases 1 to 879 code for a protein of 292 amino acids. NCBI's taxonomy places the organism in Eukaryota, Metazoa, Annelida, Clitellata, Rhynchobdellida, Glossiphoniidae. The transcript has 4 exons.